UCCGCAAGUGAGCACUUACAAUACUUGUGCCACCGUGUUUACUUGGGGUGUCAUUUAGAAAGAAGGGGGCGUGGCUCGUGAUAUCAUCAUUAAAAUAAAAGCUAGGGUGCGAAAGGGUCAUGUUCCAUUUAUAGUGAAAAGAGGAGAAAGAAGCGGAGCAAAUAAGAACUUUUAGCGCCUUUUGCGGCGAGUGUGAAUCGUGAGUACAUUGCCCCCUCCCCUCCUCUCUUUCCGCCCCGGACGUGCGCGUACUCGUCUGCUGGCGUGCGCGUGUGUUUACAAGUGAGUUUGAACGAGUGCCAGCAGCGAGGCAAUCGGGAGGCAUGGUGGACAACUCCAGCAGUAGUAAGGCGCAAAUGCCCAGCAUGUCUCAGGAGCCCGGUGUAGCCUUUCCUCAGAACACCUCCACAGGGGGGAUGAAGCUGGAAGCGGUGAUGGAGCAACUUCAGCGGCAGCAGCAAGCCCGGUUGGAGAUGGAGCGCAAGGAGAGGAAGCUGCGUGAGGCCCACAUCAUGUACGCUCAGCAGCUGGCCGCUCAGCAGGCCAUCCUGGCGGCGGCCCGGACGCCGGGGGCCAACUUCAUGGGCAGGGGCCUGGCCGGAGUGGUGCCGCCUCCGCCGCCGCCCCGCGUGACCAAUCAGAGCAGCGUAGACUCUGAGAAAGAGGACGAUGAGGACCGGGGCCGCGACUCGGCCGAGGAGGACGACGACAAUGAGAUGAUGGAUGGCGAUGAGCGUAGCGACGAGGACGGCGAGAGCGGAGGCGGUGCCGGCGGCCUUGAAUUCCUCCGUAAGCAGACGCUGGCGCUGCAGCAGAGCGCCGCCCGCAUGCCGCCCGCCCGACCUUACGGCAGCUUUGCGGCGUCGGCCCCGCAGAGGGCGCCUUCCCCGCCCGUCCGGGUCAAACAGGAGCCCGACGAGGACUUGUCGCCGGCGGGCGCUCACCCGGCAACCUCCCCCAACGGCCAGGCCGACUGGAGCUUCGACGAGCACUUCCGACAGAACGGAAGCGCAAGCUGGGCGGACGAGGCGGACAGUAGCAGAGGACGAGGAGAAGCCUCCAGAGACUUUGCCAAGUUGUACGAACUGGAUAACGACCCCAAAAGGAAGGAGUUCUUGGAUGAUCUCUUUACCUUCAUGCAGAAAAGAGGCACGCCGGUCAACCGUAUUCCCAUCAUGGCCAAGCAAGUGCUGGAUCUGUACAUGCUCUACAAACUGGUGACGGAGAAGGGAGGCCUGGUGGAGGUCAUCAACAAGAAAAUCUGGAGGGAGAUCACCAAGGGACUCAACUUGCCCACCUCCAUCACCAGCGCCGCAUUUACCCUGCGCACACAGUACAUGAAGUAUUUGUACCCGUACGAGUGCGAGCGUAAGGGCCUUAGCUCCCCGGGCGAGCUCCAGGCCGCUAUCGACAGCAACCGGCGCGAGGGCCGCCGCCCCAGCUACAGCAGCAGCCUCUUUCGCUUCUCGCCGUCGCCCAGCACCGCCCCUCACAUCCUCUCGCCUCCCAAGAUGCACCUCUCGGCCAUCGGGGCCGGCACCUCCGCGGUCCUCAACGGCCUGCAGGGUUCGCCGGGCUCAGUUCUGAAAAAAGAUGACCUGACUCCUUCCAUCAUGGCGGCCAGGCCUUCCAUGGCCCUGGCGCUGGGGCAGCAACAGGUGGCGGGCCUGGCGCGCGCCGCCACGCUGGAGCAGCUCCGAGAGAAGCUGGAGACCACCGGGGGCGGCGUGGCAGAAGGCCCCGAGAGGAAGAUGGCGCGGCUGGCCGAAGAGCAGCAGCGUCUCAUGCAGCAAGCUUUUCAGCACAACCUGCUGGCCAUGGCCUCGCAGAUGCCCAUGAACCUGCGCCUCGGGGCCCCCGUCAUCACCCAUAGAGAAGAGAAGCAGCAGGACAUGUCUCUGAGCAUCUCCACCAAUGGCAACGCCAGCAUCACUGUCUCUGUGGAGGUCAACGGCACAAUGUACUCAGGAACGCUCUUUGCGCAGAAGGCCGGAGGCUUGCUGGGGCCGUCAGUGUCGGCCGCCGCCGCCUCCACCAGCGCCGGAUUUGGCUACCCCGCACCCCCGAGACAGACCCUCAGCCCCACGUCCUCCUCCUCCUCCUCCAAGGGCCCCAGUUCGUCCGAGCCGGCCCCCAACGGGUCACCCUAACCGGUCCCUUAGUGAAGGGCGCACUCCCUCGCCCACAUCCCGGCCCAGCAUGAAUAUUCUGUCCCGUGAGAAAGUUUAUAGACUGUUGCACAACAAAUACCUCAUAAAGCCUGUCCACCUCUUGGCUGUCCAAUCGUGAACACAAAAGCCCGAGAAUAAAACAUGACAACACAGCUAUGCAUUUCACACACAUUCACACGCAGACACACACACACACACAUGAAGUCACACGCAAACUCAUGCUAGACACAAUCAACGCAGCCAAAAACCCACUGACAGGUGACGCUACAACUGAACUUGAAUUUUUUUUUUUUUUUUUUUGCCAUUUUGUCAGCUUUAUUUUUGAUUUUGUGUUUUUAGAAUGAUUUUUGUUGUUGUUGCUCUUUUUUACAUACCUCAAAUCACCCAAGCUGCAGUGGUGUCUUUUUACCUCAGGAGCUUUACCGCAUUUAACCUCAAUUAUUUUCUAUGCUGUUUUUUUCUCUCUCUCUCUCUCUCUCUUGGAGUAAGGUAUUUUUUUCUCGAGCGAAUAAUGGGACGCUGGAGAUCAGCACGGGUCAUUUAAAGGAAAAAAAAACCCAAUACCUCACGGUCUUUGACGUUGAUGGGUGUGAGGGCUCACGCCGGAAAUGUGCGACAGAUGGAACGCUAACUCCCCAAAUGUUGGACCAUCCUCAAAAUAGAAAAUGGCGUCCCUCUCUCAGGAAGAUGUGGAAAAGAAUCUAACAUGCUGCCCGAGACCUCGACAGAACUAUGAAAAAAUACCUCAUGAGACUCUUUGAAGAGAGCCACACUGCAUAUACCUCAUAGGGCGGCCGUAAUGGAAGAAGCUGCUGCCACCCCCCCCCCACACCCCCCAAGUGUGAAAAGACAGACAAAAUGGCUGCUGCUUCUGCUGCUGUUUUUUUUUUUUACAACACACACACCUCAUUACUCUUUUUUUAAUUUCAGUUGUAUCACUUUUUGAGGGGGGGGGGGGCUUUUCCACGAUUAGACCUUGGCUAGGAAUGUGGUUAAAGGGGGGUUUCUUCAAUGCAUGCGUACAAUCACAUGAUUUUCAGCCUCUCUUUGUUGUUGCACAGCUACUAGAUACCAAAAAAACCCACGGUCGCCGUUGGUUCUUAAUCUAACAUAAAAAGCUUGCGUAGAUGCUUUACUUGAUUAUUUUUCCCCCCUCUCAACACAGUGAGGGCUCGGCUAUUGCCUGUGUAGAAAUGGAGAGAAAAAAAAGCGACCAAUAUGCGUAACGUAACGACAAAAUGUCCGCAUCCGAUUUGUAGCCAAACAUCAGCGUAGCUAGCAUCUGGUGCGCUGUAGAAAAUAACCGUGGGAUAAUUGCUUUCGACCGAAACGACGGUAGAAAGUGCAUUUCCGUAAACACGCUUUUCACUUAACGUUACGACGUCCCCUCGAUCUGUGUCGGUCGUUACGGAAUCCAAUGAGGUCAGGAAAGGGAAAAGAUGGAAAGGAGGGGAAACAAGUUUCAACGAUUGAAUACACGCUUCGGUUACGAGUCAAUUAUCUGGCCUAACUUCAAGCAUAUUUCGGGGUGAGGGGGCAGUGCCCCCAUCCCUCCCCUCUAGCUCCGCCAGUGUCUGAACCUCGGUGGACAUUCGAGUUGACUUUGUCCAACGUGGAACAAUUACGGCUCUAAUGUAAAAAGAGCUCCAGACUGUUUUGAGUGCUUUAUGACAUGCUGUUUGAGCAUUUAUUCCUUUUCCUGUCUUAUUAGUGAGGAAGCGUACCUUAAGCUAAUUGCUCAUUAAUUGCAGGAUUCGUAAUUCUCCAAGUUUCCACCUUGAUAAUGCCCCACCGUGUCCUGCAGAGGGCAGCAUUUUCCAAAAGAGACUUUGUGUAUUGUACUACUAGUGACCAUUGGCUAGACGCUGCCUUAAUUUUCAAGUCUGUAUCAAAUGAAUCUUUUUUUUAUACAACACGCAGACGUUACAUGAGUUUGCUAUUUAUUUUUUAAAUUUUCUCUAACAAGUGAAUCUUAUAGGAACCACUCUUUUUGGCCUAAAAAUAUGUUCAGCGAGGUAUGGUAUGUAACAUACAUUAGCAUCUUCAGAUUUCACGGGGUUCCACUUUGGUAAGCAGAAAGCACCCGGUUUACCGACAAUCCUCCAAACAGUUGCUGUAGACAUCUUUUAUGCCGUUUUCUGCAAUUUUAACCCCCAAAAAACUUCCCAUUGGCUCACUUUCUGCAUGCUAAUGUAAACGUAAGGUUAGCAUAAGUAAUGCUGGUACAUGUCCUCUUUGCCGAUGCUACAAAAACACCCCCUUUUCUAUGUUCUGGGAUUUAAACUAACAAUUUUUCCUGCUCGAUGACUAUCUGGGUGCAAAUGUGCUGGCCUAAGUCCAGUUUGCUGACAAUCUCCCACAAACCCACGAGAAUCUCCCUGACCUUUGGGGAUUUUAACAAUCAGCUGCUCUUGUUAGCUGACUUUAAGUGUGCUAAUGUUUAAGUUAUAUUUGUUAGCGCUGGUGUACACCCAAUUUGCUGACAAUCUUACAAAAGACGACUAGUGGGGCCUAGUGUUAUCAAAAACGGGUGUGUGAACAAGUUCUGCAUCAUUAUUAAUUACUGCUAAAGUAUGUGGACAAUCUUCGAAAACACUUCUAGCGUCUCUUGUACUAUAUCUAAAAUAUGACUGACUCUGCAAUACCAAAAAGAAAACACGCAAGGCUUUGUCAAUCCUUAGCAAAUGCAAAUAUUGUAAUAGUUCUGAGGUCAUAUAAAAUGUGGUUUUUAAAAGAAAUGUACCCCCUAACCACCUCCUUCACAACACAAUACCUCAAUGUGGCUAGCUAGCUAGCUAGCUAAACACAAAAGGUUAAACAUCAAAGAAAGAAGCAGCUCCAUCACUUGGCUGAAUGCUACGUAAGAUUUGUGCUGUUGCAUUUUCCGAGUUCUGUUUAUUUUUGUCGUCAGUAACGCAGUCGAGUUCUGCGCGCAUAUGAAAGAAAAAAAUACAAGUAGGGCGAGUUAAUUGAGCUUUAAGAUUGUUUAAGAACUAACCUGAUGUUUUUCUUUAAAAAAUAAAAAACAAAAAAUAUAUUAAAUGGAGAAAAAAAAUAUAGCAGGCGCAUUAUGCAAAAAUGGUUAUCAAAUACCUCAUUUAUCAAUUUUCUUUGUCGUCUUUGGCUUGUACAAUGCUCCGUAUAUUCAUUCAACUGUGGGGUUUGUGCAUAUUUUUGUACUGUUAUUAUUACACGGACAUGAUGAUGAUAUGACUUAUAUAUAUAAAUAUAUUAUAGUUUUUUUUCUCUUUGAUUCAAACAACAACAAGGAAAAAAAGAACGUGGACAAAACGGUGGUGAAUGCUUGUUAAAUCGUUUGUUUUUUGUGCUGAUUGUAUUUAAGAGGAGCACUUUUUGGCAAAGUGGUUUUCACACAUUCACUUUUGUUCAUAUGAUUAGUAAUAUAAAGACGUGGUUCUCAGGGCUUUAAACUUGUAUGUCAUGAUAAAGUUUUACUUUAUAUCUUA
Syngnathus typhle (broad-nosed pipefish) is the source of this 5638-nucleotide messenger RNA. Its product is annotated as AT-rich interactive domain-containing protein 3B-like. Lineage: Eukaryota; Metazoa; Chordata; Actinopteri; Syngnathiformes; Syngnathidae. Gene Ontology annotation, biological process: regulation of transcription by RNA polymerase II. The record is from RefSeq and is a predicted model, not a curated record. Gene Ontology annotation, molecular function: DNA binding. Gene Ontology annotation, cellular component: nucleus. The transcript is spliced from 9 exons. The coding region runs from base 324 to 2150 and encodes 608 amino acids.